Corticium candelabrum is the source of this 1103-nucleotide messenger RNA. Its product is annotated as collagen alpha-1(X) chain-like. The transcript is spliced from 10 exons. Bases 230 to 904 code for a protein of 224 amino acids. Gene Ontology annotation, biological process: immune response. The record is from RefSeq and is a predicted model, not a curated record. Gene Ontology annotation, molecular function: tumor necrosis factor receptor binding. Lineage: Eukaryota; Metazoa; Porifera; Homoscleromorpha; Homosclerophorida; Plakinidae. Gene Ontology annotation, cellular component: membrane.
UUAUCUAUAAGAACAUCUUGUUCGUUACUAAUUGUUUGUGUUUCGUGUUUAAGGUGAGGCAGGAGCUGAAGGUGCAGUCGGUCCACCAGGCAAACAAGGAGUGCAAGGUGUGAUUGGUCCAGCAGGUCUGCUCGGACCUCAAGGCCCUCCAGGGAAGAGUGUGGUGGGUCCACCAGGACCCAGAGGUCCUCCAGGAGUGACUGGACACGGAGAGAAGGGAGAACGAGGAAUGUUGGGUCCAAGAGGAUUGACUGGAUUAGAUGGCAUUCCGGGUGCUGCAGGUCCCAUCGGAGCCGUCGGAUCACGUGGACCAUUAGGAGUGAAGGGUGAUCGUGGAUUACCCGGAGCAAAAGGAGAAGCCGGACCACAAGGUCGUCCCGGUCCAGAGAUGAGCGAAGAUAUGUUGAAAGUCUAUUUUUCUCCAGUCAAGGGACUGGCAGAGAGGAUGAAAGAACUGGAGGAUUGGAAAGAAGAGUGGACAAAGAAUGAGAGUAGAAUGAAUGAGGGUAGAGUGACUGUUGCAGCACAUCUUAUAGGAUCAUCAGGCAGUUAUUAUACUAUAUCAGGUGUGAUAACCUACUGGCAAACAAGCAGUCCAUCAUUUUUACUGGGUGGCAUCACAUACAGCAAUGGAGCUCUUACAAUUCCAUCUGAUGGUGUUUACUAUAUUUAUACACAUCUGUGGUUACGAGGCUCCAACACUAUUCGACCUUACAUCAGAGUAAACAGCAAUCCUGUUUUGUACAUCUCAAGUUACCAUUAUGCUGGUAAUGGAGAUAAAACCAAGCAUGCUGGUCUACUUCAGCAGCUGAAAAAAGGUGACAGUGUUGACAUACAUGGUGGAGGACAUCGACACCACAUGGGCUCUACUCGUUCGGAUUUUGGUAUUUAUAAGAUCGACUAGCUGGAAACAUGUUGUUGACAAUGAAGAUGUCAAUUGACUAAGUGAUAAGCGCGAGUGUCAAAUGACUCUCCAUGUGAUCAUGUUAGUAAUUGUAGUUGUGGACUGACUGUAGUAUGGCCCGGAUAUCCGGGCAAAGGUACAGUAUAGUGUCUGGUGCAAAUGAAGCUAUUCGACGACACAGUGUCAUUAUCGACCAAAA